Misgurnus anguillicaudatus (oriental weatherfish) is the source of this 9032-nucleotide messenger RNA. RefSeq names its product FERM and PDZ domain containing 1b (gene frmpd1b). Gene Ontology annotation, cellular component: cytoskeleton. Gene Ontology annotation, molecular function: protein binding. Lineage: Eukaryota; Metazoa; Chordata; Actinopteri; Cypriniformes; Cobitidae. The record is from RefSeq and is a predicted model, not a curated record.
UGGAGUGGCCGAAAGGAGGCUGGCGGAUUAAGCGCUUGAGCUGAGAGAGCUGGUCCCUCCCUAUCCUGACAGCAUCCAGCACGCGUCCCCAGCAUCACCCCGCAUCCAGCUAUCUAUCCUGUCGGACGCCGUCAGAUUCCACCUGUGAUUCUUAUCCUCAUUUGGAUCGACAUCAGUGUGGACCGGUGCUCCAGACCGGACCGGUGUCCUUUUAAACCACGAGGUGGGUGCAGCCUGCUGUCUGUCUCUGUUGUUCUUUUGCGUGGACGUCUGUGUGUGGCGAUGGAGACCCGGAUAGCAUCUUUUCAAAGAAUCAAGCAGAUUCAUUUUUUUCACCGGUCUUGAUGGUUGUGAGGACCUGUCUCCGCUCAUCCAAUCCACACACAAGAGAUGUGACAUCCAAUCACACGCUACCAUUUCUGCAUUCUGGAGCUUUUAGGACACAAGCUGCACCCAGUUAGAUGGAGGAGAAGGAGAGGAGCAGGAGUCGAUCUCCGCGACGUGUCCGUCGGGUGGAGCAAGUGGUGGGAAAAUGGCUGCGUCGCUCUCGAGACUCUCUCAGCAGGGAGCGUAUACUAGGAGGCAGGAGGUUUCGCUCUCGGGAUGCGGGUCAGCAGAACUUUCCUGUGAAGGUGACAGUGGAGGUGAACAAAGAUGCUGUGCUGGACUCCCAUGGUUUUACUCUUUCAACACAACACCCCCUGCUGGUCAGGGACAUCACUAUAGGAGGCCCAGCUGAUGGUCGCCUCAUUCCUGGAGAUCAGAUCCUGAAAGUCAACAACAAAGCCAUAGAAGAUCUUUCUCCAGAAAAUGUGGAGCAGAUGAUUAGGGAAUGCCGAGAUUCUGUAACCAUGACGAUCCUUAGAAACAUGUCGAACCCGAAGUCAUCGUUUAUCACGGCAGAGAAGAGAGCUCGAUUGAGAAGAAACCCUGUUAAAGUGCGCUUUGCAGAAGAGGUGGUUGUAAACGGUCACACUCAGGGAAACUCUCUUCUCUUCCUGCCCAAUGUUCUGAAGGUGUACCUGGAGAACGGCCAAACCAAAGCCUUCAAAUUUCACAGGACCACUACUGUCAAGGAUAUAGUGUUAACUCUAAGAGAGAAGUUGUCCAUUCGUGUUAUCGAGCAUUUCUCACUGGUCCUGGAACAGCAGUAUAACAUCACAAAACUACUCUUACUGCAUGAGGACGAGCUUAUACAGAAGGUGGUGCAGAAGAAGGACUCCCAUGAUUACAGGUGUCUGUUCAGAGUCUGUUUCAUCCCCAGAGAUCCGGUGGACCUUCUGCAUGACGACCCUGUGGCCUUCGAGUAUCUUUUCCAACAGAGUGUGGGAGAUGUGUUACAGGAACGCUACGCUGUUGAGAUGAAAUGCAACACGGCGCUGAGACUCGCAGCGCUGCACAUUCAUGAGAAAAUGGCGAGCUGCGGACAAACCACGAGAGCAUCUGUCAAAAGCAUCCUUAAAGAGUUUGGUAUAGAAAGUUUCAUCUCUCCCACACUACUGAGAAAUAUGAGAGACAAAGACCUGCGCAAAGCUCUCAACCAUCACAUGAAGAAGAUCCAGUCGCUGCUUGAACCGCGUCAGAAGGUGAUUUCUGUGUCUCAGGCCCGUUUGGCUUAUCUGACCCAGAUGGCUGAGCUGAUGUCAUACAGCGGGAGAACCUACAGCGUCACCAUGCUGUUGCAGGACAGAGAGACAUUGGUGAGUUUGCUGGUGGGAGCAAGAUACGGUAUCAGCCAAAUACUGAACCACCAGCUUAACAUGAUCUCAACCAUCAUAGACUUCCACUACAUCACCCGAAUAGAGGUGCUGUCGGAGUCCGACAGGAUCAGCAUGGUCAAGAUUUACCUGCAGGACAUUCAGCCUAUGGCAUUACUAAUGGAAUCGGUGGGAGCUAAAGAUUUGGCCUGUCUGCUGGCUGGAUACUGUAAACUAAUGGUGGACCCCAACAUCAAUGUGUUUCGCUGGGGACCAAGGCCUAAAAUGAGACGCAUUCCAGCAGAAGAAGGAUAUGUUUCUCGGUGCGGCAGCGAUUCGGAAGACAGUUCGGAAGAUGAUUACGUCAUGGAGGCUCUGCUGGACACUCCGGUUUCAGAAGACACGAUCUCUAAUCAAACUGACGGCACGGAGGAAGGAGAAGAAGAGCAUUGUAAAACUGCAGCUGAGGCAGACAGGGUGAGAGUGAUUGUUACGCAUGAGUAUUUGGAUGAUGAAGGAGAGGAGGCAGGAAAGAGCGAGUCCGUCAUGGACGAGGAUUUCACACUUUUGGAGACGGGCUGGUACACGGACCCUCGUGUCAACAGCAGCUUUUCCAGUUUGUCCAGUAACUCGCUGAAUGCACUUGAGGAAAGUAUCAAGGCGGCCAUCGGUGGACUGGGUCAGAAAGACGAUAAGCCCAGUUCUGUUCUUGGUUCUGGGACGUCUGUGGAUGUCCAUCAUCCGUACCUGCUGCCAGAGCGUUUGGAUCAAAGAGGCAAUUUAAACAAACCUGUACGACCUUCUGUCCUGUCCUGUAAUAAUCAAUCAGGUCUACACUUUAGAGAGCUCUCGCAAAUGUCCGACAGCUUGCUAAGCCCGCCUGCGGCCAGCGAUGAUGCGUUGAGCGAUGAAGAAGAUGAGGAAGAAGGAGAGAGUCGAUUUUCCAGCAUGUCAGCAGAAUUUGAGGCCGUGUUGUCGUCUUGCAGUGCUAAUAGCAUAAAUGCUAAAUUAGCAGGGGUGAAUUUUCAAGCACUUUUCUCCAGGAUUCAUAGCCAGGGAGACCGCUUUGUGAACAACCAGAGAAAUGAAACUAAACAACAGAGACUUUUACAGAUACGAUCCGGGUCAUCAAACGUCAAAGUAAAAGACGCUAGAGCAAAUGGCUCGGAUUCAGAUGAUGAAUUUUUUGAUGCUCAAGAUCGAUUUACCCCUCCCAUAACAGAGCUACGCCCCACAGAUAAACAUUAUGAUUUAGAGAACAAACUAAAUGCUGUCUGCGACUUCAAAGUGAGAGUGGAGGUUCACGAACCCAGAAAGAGAAAUGAAGAGGAAAAAAGAGCGGAAAGCACCUCGCUAACUUAUACAGACAACAUCAAUGAGAAACCUUCUAUUUCGAACCAUAACACUCCUAACAACACUAAAGCGGAGGUCCAUCAACCCUCACUGAUUUUACCUCCUAAACCUGCACCUGUGGAAACUAAACCUUUCUCUGCUAACCAGUCUUCAGGUCAGAAAGCCCAGCACAGCAAUGGUGACAUCUCUGGCCGAAAUGCUCGUCUGUCAUCACAACUUCUAGAGAUGGAGCCAGACACUAUGGAGUUUAAACCAGUCACUGGACGUAAGCCAUCAAUGUCGUCUUCCCUAAUUACAGCAGUACGCCAAGCUCCACAGAAUACAGUAGACUCAGAGACUCUUUACAAUGGGUCCAAACCUCAAAAUGGGAUAUUUGACCAUGACAUAGUAUGUUUGGAAAAGACACCAAAUCAUGGGCAUUUAGAAGGACAUGAUACUCAAGACAUUAAGCCAGCUCAGAAAGAGACAAAAACUACCAAAGGACUGAUUCAACCUGGAAACAUUACAGCAGACAAUGAAACCAGUAAACCAGAAAACAGACUAUCCCACAAGCCCCCAAUACCUCCCAAACCUUCAGCGAUUAUUUUACAGUCAAGACCUAUUUCAAUUGACGCCCCAUCACAAAAACCUGAAGCCAAGAAAAACAUUCCCCCUAAUGGUCUUUCUCUUCAUUCCUGGUCUCAGAGAAAUGGUACCUCCCCAUCUGGUACACUAAGCAAGGGUGUUUCUCAAAGUCAUGAAAACCUAAGAACUGAACAACAGACUGAAAUUUUUGCAGUCAAAGCAACGAGUGCAUCAAACACACCUACCCCUUCUCCCUUACCUUCUCCUUCAGUUCAGUCCGUAAGUAUUGUACCUGAAGAUCCGGCCCAAAUUGGGACUUGCUUCCCCAACAGAACAGGCCUGUCUGGACGACUUCCGGCCUCAGCCUUGCGUGGAAAAAUUCAGGAUAUGCCUUGGUACCUCACUCGUUCCCAAGAGAUCUUGGGGACAGUAGCACUCAGCAACACUAUUUCAUCUACAGGCAUGAGUUCCACUCAUGCAACAGAUGGGAAUCACGAAUCUAAGAAAGUUUCCCCUAAAGCCACUUCAGUGCCAUCUUUAAGUGACUGGAAAGAGAAAGACGCUGAAGUUGUUAUCGUGAAACUCAAAGAUGGACCAGAGGAAGUGACCCCCAUUCCUGUUAAAGACACCAAUGGUAAACCACCAGCAUCAUUGAGCCAUUCUAACCUAAAGCAGGAAUUAUCUGCAGAAGCCAUCGAGUUGCACAAGCAUUUUGGGACUUGCAAGUCCGAACAACCUCAGUCACAGAAAGGAAACCCUCCAGAGAUGAGACUCGACAAUGCCCCUGCUCUUUCUUCUACAAAUCUUUCUCAUCUAGAUGUGUGUGGUUGCCAUACAGUCUACGCCAACUGUUUCAGUGCAGAUAUAGAGGAUAAUUGUGGCUUCGAUGACAAUCUGACCGUGUAUGAGUUCUCCUGUCGAAACCGGAUCAGUCAAGCCCCCCAACCCGCACCAAUUCCACCCACUUCUCUUGCUGCUCCUUCUCCAAAUCUCCUGUCCCUUCUUAAAGACUCACCUCGUCCCCUCUCCAUGUCUUCUGAGCUCAGUCCACUCUUGAUCCCACCCAGGCCCCUGGAGUCUCUGGACCACAGAUCCAUAGAUAAUCCGCUCCGCUUCUUGCAGGGCCAUCGUUAUAUUAGCGGCCAAAAAGGCGCAGGGCUCAAAGAUGGCUAUGCUUCAUUGCAGCGAGAUAUCGAUGAUCUACUUUUAGUGUUGAAGAGAGGACCGUCUUCAGUAUACCCUCCGAGCCACAAGGGAAAGUGUGAAAAUGGAAAUGGUAUGAUUGGGCAGUCCAUUUCAGAGACAGAGAGAUGCCUGGUCCAGGCAGAGGCACGUAGGUUGGCAUCGGGAUGCCAGAAGGCCACUAGAGUAGGUUGGGCACCUGAUGAUGCUCUUCUGUCACUCGGAAACAGCUUUGGUGCACUGGUGCAACUAGCCUCCACCUGCAUGCGAGUUCCCUGUUCGGACUGUGGAGGUUGUCACGGUGAUAUCGAUGCGGACGAGGCACUCGGGAAGCUUGAGGAGAUUGUGGACCUAUAUAAGGAGUUUGUGGCCGCCGUACAAACGGCAAGAGAGGGUGAAGGUGUUAGACUGUUGGCCAAACAGUGUACGGUUCUCAUUUCUACAGUCUUCUCUCUCACACAGCUGUUUAGGACACGGACGCCAGAUAUAGACAAUGGAAACGUACCUCUGACUUUUUGAACUUUUCAGCUUCCUCUAAUGGACCGUAAAGUGAGAGAAUAGUCUAGAAUUGUACUUUAAAAGUAGCGAUGCCGUUUUGGCAUAUAAAAACAGAUUGUGUGCUGGCACACAAGAAUAAUUGUAAGUGCCGUGAGCAACGCACACAUCUAACAAACUGACACGAGAGAUCUGAUAUGUGUUAACUUGUUUGUCUUGCCAAGUCUCCAUAUAAACGUACUGGAAUUAUGCAUUCAAACAUAACUAUUUUCUAACAGUUCUUGAAGUCCUGAUGUAUGUACAGUCGGUCGUAUGUAUUUAUUUUUACAUACAGUAUAUGCGCACCAUGGUUUCUAACCUGCUAUACCUGCAUUUUGUUUUUGUGUUUGUUUGUUUGUUGGUGUAUGUGAAAUCCCUACCUCUUGCUCUAAUAACCUGAAACCUGAUAUAAACAGUGUUAUUAAGCUUCACUUGUUUUUAUGUUUAGUUUAGUGCUGCUCUGUACUUAAUCCCUGAUAACCUGUACAAACAAUUCUGGGCAAUUCUGGGGCUACAACACUAAACACCCAAAAUACUCAUGCAGUAAUUUUUACAAAACUAUCCAAAGGAUACUGAUGUGAUUUUGUCUGCGUUACGCGUCAAGACUUCAGAAAGAAAUCAGAUGGCAAUAGAAGUGGGGCUGUAUGGGAUUUUUUGUACCCAUGUGUUGGUGUGUCCAGUUGGGCUUCUGAUGUUUGUUUUUAUAUUUGCUGACUGUUAACCACAGAACCAGUGUGGUCCAAAGACGCAAUAGCACAACUUGGGCGUGUUUACACAACAGCGUUGUCACCAUGUAGCACCCUGUAACCGAUCCCAACGAUAUUCACACAGUUUCUAACUUGUCCUUUGUUUUUGACUAUGCAAGUGUCACGAUUUAUAUCUAUAUAUAUUUUUCACAUAUUUCACACUUUCUUACAUUUUAUACAUAUCAAAUGUAUUUUUUGUUGUGGAUCACUAAUAUCUUUGCUUUAGAGGACUUCCCUGACAAACCUAGGCCUUAUAUUUUAUCUUGGAGGACCUUUACAACAUUUUGUUAAAUGACAUCAUUAUGGAAAUGCAGCAUAUUUUUUAACAUUAUUUGGCUUUUAUUUGAGUUAGGUUGAAACAUUUUUCCUGACACUUCUAUCAAUGAUGUACAGCACCAAAUCUAGUGUACUAUAAAUAUCUUUGAGGAAGAGGAUCCUAGCACGAUUUCACAUUUAGCUCUUUUUCAUCGUUGUGCUAAACCCAUUCUAAUGUGGCGUACACACCAAAUGUGAAUUUAACGAUUUGCGUGAGUCGAUUACAUACAAAGUCAAUGCAAAGACGUGAACUCUCGCAGGGCGAUCCGAAUGGCGUGAAUUGCGCGGUGUAAUUUCCGCGGAAACAAUCGUUAUUUGUCUCAAACGCGUCUUUGUGCAAGUUGAAAAUAUUCAACUUAAGCGAAAAAUGACCAUGACACGAAGUUAAAUUCUGCGAGUAAUCUAGAGCGAGGAACGUGAUAAGAACGGUAUGGGAUGGUUACAGUUAUGUUUCCACUUGAAGCACUGCAUGAUUACAAACCGUUCCCAGCAAGCAAUUCUCAGUGUGGUUAUCAAACCAAAUCGUGCUGAUAGAAUUUGUGUAGUGACGUCGCCGCUCACGAUUGGUUACUCGUCUGUUGCCUGGCCAUAAGUUUCUGCCUGUAGCUGGUAAAGCACGUUGUUUGAGCAAAGUAAACAGUUCAGGGAAAAGUAGUCCUAAAAACAUAACUAUGAAAACCCUUUUUAAAUCUCAUGCCGUCUGUAAACUCUUCUUACCAAGGCAACGACUGACGCAUUUGUAUUUCAUUUCAAGGGAUGCUAUUAUCAGCCCCACAGUGGAAAAUGAGACCAUGGGCCUCAUUUAUAAAAUGCUGCGUUAAAACCAUCCUACAUUUGAUCUUACGAUCAUUUAUCAAAAAUGCGUACUUGUGAUUUAUAAACGCAGAAAACGUGCGUACCCCUUUCAUAAAUGGCAAAUGAACUUAAACUUGUGCGCAGCCGAGCAGUUACAGAUCUCAGUUUAUUAAACGAUGCCUAAUUAAUGUCAUAGACAUAUAAAAGAGCGCUUCUCAAUGUUUAAACCCAAUUUCGAGCAGCAAGAAUGGCUUAUUUCCAAAAACCUGCAGCAAUCAGACAAGCAAAAGUGCGUACGUCUGCUCAGACCCUGACGUUGUGCUAAGCACUUUUUUGUUUAUGCACACUUUACGAUCAAAUCUGUGCGUACGCACGCUUUAUAAAUGAGGCCCCAUGUCUUUGCCGGAUUGGUCACGGAACGGAAUAGAACAGUUAGGCUGGCCACACACGUGAAGAUUUUAAGCCUGAUUUACACCCUUUGCAAUCGAAAGAGGGGCGUGGCCCGAUUAGUUUAAUCGCAAUCGCUUUUUCAACAAAAAAAGACUCUGAUGUGUGGUGUCAUUGCGGAUUUUUUGCUGCUCCUGAUCACGUUGGAGCCUCCCAAUCCCAAAUCGUAAAAAUCAAACAUGUUUCCUUACGUUUGUGGUCGUCCAUGGAUUUAAGAUUAGAAAAACUUCUAGUUUGUCCCAGGUCGUACACAAUGAGAACAGUUUGGCACGGCGGUGGAAAAGUAGCUAAUUUUUUCCGAAAAUUUCUUGUAACGCAACACAACUUGCCUUGCAUUCUUAGCAUCACCAGAGGGGGUGCUAUUUUAUGCAUUAGCAUAAACUGACUUCUUUGAUUAGUUUCUCUAGCAGGUUGACUAGUGUUAUGGCAGAAAAACAAUUUCAAGAGAAUUUUACUGAGCAAGUUAAACUGUCAAACUAGCAGAACGAAAAUAUCUGGUUAAAUUUACAGACAUGUGAAGAGGUUCGAUUGCCUCACAUUACUUUCAAAGUAAUGUAAAACGUAUAUGUAGUCCUGCCUGUAAGAUAACAUUGCAACGGUUUCGGGUUCACAUCAAAGUGUUUCUAACAUAAGAAUUCCAGACGAUUUGUCAACAAAAACAUAUGAAGUGAGGAGAUCCCAUAUAUUAAAGCAAAUACAGUAAGAAUCUGUUUGAAUUUAGCUCCCUGACCCUAGACCAGUAUUUGACAGUUUUUGCUGCAGCAGUCAAGGCUGUUCCUAGAUCAGGUUUUAAAGGUUCCCACAAAGUAUACAGUAUAAUUAAAUCACUUGAAGUCAAUGGACGGAUUAUGACAUCAUCUUUGUUCGCUUCUGAGUUACUUGAAAUUGGAGAAGUGCUUCCAGAUGGCUGCAGUAUCACUUAUAUAGACACCAACUUCAACACACACUGCCAUACUGUGCUUAUCUAGUCAGUGAGAUCACACAUAGCUAGUUUGUAUCAAGGAUACCAACAGUAGUAGAGAAGAAAGACACUCUUAACACAGUAACUUGUAUAUGUGUAGUAUUUCUUUUUACAAGCGACUCUUCCCAGGAACAAUUUUCAUAUUAAUCUGUCAGAGAACGAACAUAUUUCUGUAUAAAACUUACUGUAGUAUGAAGGCUCUCAGACUGAGAUCAAAUGAACUGCAAUGGCAACUGUAGCAAAUAUGAAACAAACUGCUUGUUGUGGAGCGUAUGUAUUGAGACUCUACUGUACGCAGACAUUUCAAGGCGAACAGAUAAAGUUUGAUUACGGCUGUAUGUGAAUGUGAAGAGGAUAACAAUUGAGAAUAUGUUUUGCAUUUCUUCUACUGUGUUCAUGAUAAUAAAAGUUUGAUUUUGAAUGACAGUUAAUGGUGAA